CUUUGGGGCAUUUGCGUGUGCCGUAUCUUGGCCAGAGGAUAUCUGCCAGACUAGUGUGAGGAGCGUCUCAGACCUUGGGCAGCGUUGGAAAGGUCUUUCAUGAGGCUCGACAGCAAUAGAAAAUGCUUCUCCAACAUCUCGAGCCGGUCUCCUGAUUCUUAGCCUCCAGCCUCUGCUUCUUCUCUUCUCAACUCAUCGCCAUGAAGUUCUCGCUCAUUGCCUGUGCCGUCUUGGCCUCCUCCGUGCUCGCAGCACCCGCCGUUUCUCCCCCGAAGCCCGGCCAGGCCAUCCCAGCUGUCACUCUCCCCAUCCAGAAGCACGCUGUUGAGGGCUCCAAGAUUGACCGCGCAAGGAACAACGCGAAGGCCCAAAUCUCCAAGUGGGGCGCGCGCACUCACCCCAGCCUCGUUGGAGGAAACGCUCCCUUGACCAACGAUGCCAACGAACUCUACUGGGCCCCCGUCAAGGUCGGAUCCCAGUCGUUCACCGUCGACCUCGACACCGGUUCCUCUGACUUCUGGCUUCGUGGCGCCGACUGCACCUCCAACGACGGAAGCUGCGGGAACGGCCAACGGGGUGUGGAUGUGAGCGAGUUCUCCGACACCGGCCUCACCUACGACGACGGGUACGGCUCUGGUUCCGCUUCCGGUGAGAUCUACCAGGGAACCUACACCCUCGCUGGUCUGACCGCCAAGAACGCCUACUUCGGUGUGUCCACCUCCGAAACCGGGUUCACCGACCCCGCCGACGGUCUCUUCGGUCUCGGAUUUGCCGCCCUCUCCAACAUCGGCUCUUCCACCAACGGAAAGGCUCCCAUCGACGAGCUCAAGGUCACCUCCUUCGGAUUCUACCUUUCCAACGCCGCCGACGGUGACAACGGCGAGGUCACCUUCCAAGGCUCCGACUCCCGCAAAUACACCGGUUCCUUCAGCUACCUCCCAUUGAACGCCCGGACCUACUGGCAAUUCUCCCUCUCCGGCGCGUCCAUCAGCGUCGGUGGCAGGAACAUCCGCUUCAGCGUCGCCAACGGCAUCGCCGACACCGGCACAACCCUCAUCAUCGUCGGAGACUCUGAGGCCUCCGCCAUCUACAAGGCCAUCGGCGCCGACUCCCAGGGUAACAUCAACUGCAACGUCGCCAGAACCGGCCCCAACGUCACCUUCAACCUCGGCGGCAAGAGCUUCGUCAUCCCUCCCAGCGUCUACGUCUUCAACGACGGCCAGGGCUCCUGCAUCUCUGGCAUCAUGGGCGGUGCUGGUCAAGCCGGUGUUGUCAUCUUCGGUGAUGUGUUCACUCGCCAAUACUACACUCUCUUCGACGUUACCAACAGGCGCGUUGGUUUCGCCCUCGCCCGCCACCCUUAGGUACCCCCCGGACAGCAGUGCGAUCGUCUCGGAUGGCCCGGGCGGUCUGAGAGCACACGGUGGAUGCUGUUGUUUACAUAUCCAUAACUUUCUUCCACGAUAUAUGUAUACCUCUGUAUAUUAGACCUUUAUUUGCCUUCCCAUCCCUGUUUAUAUUUUGGC
Messenger RNA from Fimicolochytrium jonesii, 1526 nucleotides. Its product is annotated as aspartic peptidase domain-containing protein. Gene Ontology annotation, molecular function: aspartic-type endopeptidase activity. The transcript has 3 exons. The coding region runs from base 201 to 1364 and encodes 387 amino acids. Gene Ontology annotation, biological process: proteolysis. The record is from RefSeq and is a predicted model, not a curated record. NCBI's taxonomy places the organism in Eukaryota, Fungi, Chytridiomycota, Chytridiomycetes, Spizellomycetales, Powellomycetaceae.